Messenger RNA from Trichoplusia ni (cabbage looper), 2262 nucleotides. Its product is annotated as trafficking protein particle complex subunit 12. The record is from RefSeq and is a predicted model, not a curated record. Lineage: Eukaryota; Metazoa; Arthropoda; Insecta; Lepidoptera; Noctuidae. Gene Ontology annotation, molecular function: protein binding. Gene Ontology annotation, cellular component: Golgi apparatus; TRAPP complex. Bases 188 to 1903 code for a protein of 571 amino acids. The transcript has 11 exons.
UUAUUUUAUUUUUAUAGUACAUUCGGUUUUUUUUUACUUCCAAUAUUCUUGAGGUGCUCAACUCGCCAAGCCAACAACAUUUUUCAAGACCAACAAAAAAGUUUUACAAAAACAUAAAUGUCAUUGUCACGUCACUGUUAUCUGUGAAAUAGUAGGUACUGAUAAAGACCAAAUAAACAGAGAAAAAAUGGAUAAUAAACCAUCGCUGAGCCAAUAUUUCGGCGAUAAGGAGAUCCCACCCGCCUCCCAGUUUUUCGACGAGAUUGGGACAUCGCCGUCUGAUAUGAUACAAAGCAUUUAUUUAGGCGAAACGGAAGGUAACCCAACAACAACAGCUAACCUUUUCCAACAAAAUAUGUCUGCAUCAUUUACACAACAUAAAAUGACGGAAGAAAUAACAUUUUCUAAUGUCCUGCCCACCGUGAGUGGGUCUGCCGCCGUACCAGCAGCUAGUUUACCGGACCCAUCGACGUUCUUCGAUACUAUAGGGCCUGAACCACAGAUUGUACCAUCUAAAACUAGUAUAGCAAACCCUGCUGUACUUACUGAAGCUAUGGAUGGACUGAGUAUCAAAAACCAGCCUGUAGAUAAAGAGGCUGACAGAAGAAGAGAUGCCUGGAUACCAAAUGAAGAAGCAAAGAAGACUUUAAUGAAGGCCCAGUCGUCACCUAAGGGUUCUUUCUUCCCCGAGAGGGAAGUGCUGACGAUGCCAGGACUGGUGUUAGAAGAAGAAUUGGCUGAUGCCCUACAAGAGGUGGCAGUGAAGUACUUAGGCGUUAGUUCAGCGGGCAGUCGCGGCGUAGUGAGGGCGGAGCAUGUGACCCGCGAUGAGGCUGGUUUAAGGGAACUGUUGCGGACCGGCUACCUGAGGGCUGCUAUCAACCUCACGCAUGUACUCAUCAGUGCGGCGGGACAGGGUGUAGGCCGCAUGCACCGCCCCACGAAGCACACGCCGCGCUCGCUGCAGCUCUGGCUGACUCGGUUCGCGGUCAUGCUGAGGAUCAGACUCCACGAUCCUUUACUCAAGGAGGCGGAACCCUUCGGGGACUUCAGCAAGCCUGAUAUGUUUUAUGAGUUUUACCCGGACACAUACGAGAGCCGGUCCGGCAGUCUGGUUCCGUUCUCGCUGCGGCUGCUGGUCGCCGAGCUGCCGGCGCAUAUCGGCAAGCCCGACGAGGCUGUGGACAGGCUCUACGCCAUGCUCGACACUAUUCAGACGAUGCUUUCAAAUCUUCGAGAUGGCAACACCGAGGAUGGCUCCGCCCCUAUAACAGAGCAGGAUAAGACUGAGUCUAUACGUCUAUGGAUGGGCAGAGAGACUAGAGUCAUGCACUCUUUAGUCAACUGUGCUAUAGCUAUGAAGGACUACAGACAAGCUGCGAAGAUCCUGAACAGUCUUCAGCAGCAGGUGACGUCAGCGGGACAGCGGCGCGCCGUCCACAGCGCGCUGUGCCGCCUGUGGCUGCUGGCCGGACACGUGCGGGCCGCCAGCCACAGUCUCGACAACGCCAGGGACGCCCGCCAUCACAUAUGUCCUACGCCAGAUGUACGGGAAUACGUGGACUUAGGCCUUAUAGACAUAGCCCACGGCAAGUACCAAGAGGCCUACAAUAACUUCGCGCGAGCAGCUGAUCAGGAGCCCACUAAUAUUAUGGUAGCAAAUAAUCUGUCCGUCUGUCUUCUCUACAUGGGCCGACUAAAGGAGGCCAUAGCGGUACUUCAGAAAGCCAUCAACUCAGACCCAGAGAGAGGUCUAAACGAAAGCCUACUAAUAAACCUAUGCACAUUAUAUGAACUAGAAUCUUCAAAAACUAACGAGAAAAAACUAAAUCUCUUACGAAUGCUGUGUAAAUAUAAAAGUGAUACUAUUCCUAAUGUAUUAGAAUGUUUGAAGUUAAGUUAGUUUUGUUAUGUUGGCAGCACUGAUACCGCGCAAUUUUUAUUACAGUAAGUAGGUAGGUAGUCUAUUGUUUAUAGGCUUCGCAGCUGUAGAUUAUGCUCCAAAAAGGUUGCAUUUCAUUUCUGUAAGCCUGACAGGUUAAACAAAUAUAAAAAAAGGUUUUAUUAAGUAGACAAAACACUUACAUUAUAAGUUAUUAUAGAAACUGAAAACCCAGUUAAAAAUAUGUAAAGGCAUAAAAAAAUUGGCCUGAAUACAAAAUUACGAAGUCACUGUGCCCAGCUGUGGGUUAUUCCAGGGUGAUGAAGACGAUGAAGAUAAUUUUAACGCUAAUUCAAUAUUAUUGAGUUUUUUUUUCAAAA